Messenger RNA from Dibothriocephalus latus, 240 nucleotides. NCBI's taxonomy places the organism in Eukaryota, Metazoa, Platyhelminthes, Cestoda, Diphyllobothriidea, Diphyllobothriidae. The record is from the annotation of a GenBank genome assembly.
AUGAUUGACGGGCAGCAGAAGUUUCACGAAAAAACCGUUGAUAACGGCCAUAACAACCUACUCGAAUUAGAAGAAGAAACGGAGGUUAACGCAGUUACCGUACCCAUCAAACUGCCCACAUACGGAGUACGCGAUCCUAAUGUUUGGUUUAUGCAAGUUGAGGCCGUUUUCGUCACUCGCGGUAUCAAGGGGAACGUACUCGCUAUGCUUAUGUCGUGCGGUCCCUUCCUUUUGACGUAG